Molecule: messenger RNA, 5254 nt
Organism: Trichomycterus rosablanca
Lineage: Eukaryota; Metazoa; Chordata; Actinopteri; Siluriformes; Trichomycteridae
Gene: cobl
Product: cordon-bleu WH2 repeat protein
Exons: 15
Coding region: 202-4263 (1353 amino acids)
Biological process (GO): actin filament polymerization; actin filament network formation
Cellular component (GO): terminal web; ruffle; dendritic growth cone
Molecular function (GO): actin monomer binding
Source: RefSeq, a predicted model, not a curated record
GAGGCUGCGACCGUACAGACGGAUUAUACCGAGAUAACAUUGCCGAGUGGACAUAAACAUUAAAAACGUCGGAAAAUAACAGUAAAAUAAUAGCGGUGGUAUGGAAAUAAACUGGUUUUGAAUGGCACUGGUGUAGGGCAUGUCUACGGAGUCCAUUUAGAAGUGGAUGAAGCCUACUUAUCUCAACACCACCCCAAAAUUAUGGAUUUAAGCACUGCUGCGAGGCCUCCGAUAGGGAGGAGAAUGAAGACACGGGCACCUCCGCCACCCUCUGCCCCUCAGCCGGCCCCUCGCAAGAUCUUCCGUAACGCCCUCCCUGAUGGAGGAGUUCUGGACGCCAACGAGAACAUACCACAGAGCGUUUUGGAUCUCCACCUCACGCUGCCUAAUGGAUACCAGACCUUGGUGACUGUAGAUGGCAGGAGAGCUCUGAUGGACGUUUUGGUGGACCUGUGUGCUCAAUAUCAUCUAAACCCAGCUGAUCACACCUUAGACCUGGCGUCAGCAGAUGGCCAACCUGUUCCCUACAAGCCCAGUACCAUAGUGGGUACCCUGGAUAUCAGCCGUGUCCUCGUCAAAGAGAGAGUGUGGGAGGAGCGGGCACCAAGAAGACCGGCACCUAAAGUGCCAGAGAAGACAGUACGUCUGGUGGUGAACUACAGCCGCGGUCAGAAGGCGGUGGUGCGCGUGAGUCCGCUCGUACCCCUGCAGACCCUGGUGCCCACCAUCUGUCAGAAGUGCGAUUUCGAUCCUGCACGCGUGCUGCUGCUCCGAGACGCCGUGAGCCAGCACGAACUGGACCCGCACAAGUCCGUGGCCGAGCUCAACAUCCGCGAGCUCUACGUGCUCGACCAGAGACUAGCUCUGCGACCUAAAACUGUCUCCGCUCCUGUCCUUAAUCACUCAGUGGACUCUGUGCGCUCUGAUGCUCCAAGUGCCAGUGGAGGUGAAAAGAAGGGCUUUCUGGGAUUGUUCAAGUUCAACAGAGGAAAAUCAAAGGGUCCUUCCACGGUCAGUGGUGUGUAUGUGGAGGCUCGUCCCAACACUCUAGGCCAAUCACAAUCAGCCAUGAACCUCUCCAGGGUCUCUCCCAAAAUCGAACCCAAAAAACGGCGCGCUCCCGCUGCUCCUCCGGUGCAGAUCGAGACGCAGGCAAGCCAGACGCAGAUACAGUACGAUCCUGCACAGGCACCCCAGACAAAACCAGCCUCACCAAAACUGGAUAACCAGUUGAAGAAGCGAAAGGCCCCGGCACCUCCACCCUCUACAGCCCCCAGCACCCCCUCAUCAAUCCCUGCAAUGCCCAUUGUCCGGGUUCUUAGUGCUACUGUGCCAACUGACGACUCCAUGUCCGACCUGAGCCACAGCAUCGAGGACUCGGAGCCCACUCCCUCCAUCUGCAGCAGCUCCAGCAGUGAUUAUGCAGCUGAAUCUAGCAGCCUGGCUGAGGAACCCAUGCCCAGACCUGCUGCGUUUGAGCUGGAGCCUGAGCUGGAGAUUGAGCCAGAGCCCAAGAUUAAGCCUGAGCCCAAGCUGGUUAUUCUAAAGGCAGCACCUUUACCAGAAGCAGUUCCUGAACCGCCUCCUCAGCCGGUGCCCAGAACCGUGGUGAAACGAGAGCCUGAGGAGACCGAAUCAGCACUGGAACUCAAAAUGGACGAGGUGGAGAACAACCGUCACAGUGCAAUAGGCUGGCUGAGCUUGGCCGAGCAGGAAGCAGAGACGGUGAGCAUGUGCAGCAGUGAGAGUUUCGCCGAUCAGGGGUACGCGGCGUCGGAGGGCAUGGCCGACUCCCCGAGCGCCUCACCGGAGGACACAGUGUCCCUGUGUCCCGACCCCUCGCCCAGCCCCAGCCAGCCUCAAGAGGACAGCGAUGAUGACGAGGGCUGCGCCACCUGGGGAUCACGCUACAGCACUAGAGACGUACGAGGAGAGCACCAGUCAGUCAAGAGAUGGAACGGCUAUGGGGACACAGAGAUCACUGCUCAGAUCCACUUAACCCUGGCAGACCUGGAUGCAGAUCUAGUGCAUGCUGCUGAUCAAUCAGAGGUGGCAUCUGUGCGCAUGAAAGAUGAUAUCCCCGUGUCUGUGGUUGACCUGGACAUUCCAGUUACAUCCAUUGACGACGUCCUUGAUGAUGAUCGCUCCAGUAUGAGUGCUUAUGAAGUUGCACUGCUACGCAGCAACAUUAAAAAACAAGAUAGCUCCAACAAGAUAACUGUGGAUCUCCAGAACAAAAAUAACAACGCAACAAGGGUUGCUCAUGUCCAAGUAGGUCAAUACCAGACACUUGAUUCUAGUAAGAAGGCUGAGAACAUUGCAACAGGUCCAUGGAUCAAAAGCGAAAGUCAAACGGAGAGACUCAAGUCGCCAGAGAUGUCUCAAAACCCUGUAGUGUCUUCUGUUUCAAGAGCCCUUCCAGAUAGCAAAAUUUUACCUUCAAAACUGCUACCAGAAGUAGAACGAACCGCAUAUGCUAAAGGUCCCACACCCUAUCAAAGCAAGAUCACACAGAACCCCAUGUCUAGAUUUGGAUUGAAGACUUUCACAAUCGUCCCACCCAAACCAGCUGUGUCCCAGACUCCGAAGCCAGUCGGCUCCCUUCGCACAGGUGCCAUCAAAAUCGAUGAGUUUGGUAACAUGGUCAAGCAGACGGAGGUCCGAGACAGAUCUGGUCUUCCUGAUGGGGUAAAUAAUGACCUAGACUCACCGCUUUUGGGAAAAGCAAAGGCCUUUUGGAAUUCAGCUCAGAAGCAGGAUUUACCACCUCUCACCAAUACAAGAGCCUCUGUAAAGACUAGAGAACCUGGAUUUCUCAAAUCUGAGAUACCUGUAACAGCAACAUCACUGGCGAAAUCAAGUCUUCAACAACCAAAACAAGUCAGUGGGUCAGUCACCAACCUGUCCUCUGUAAGGACCAGAGAAGCUGAGAUACCUCACUCUGAGAUGCCUGUAAAGAUGAUAUCUAGAGAGAAAGAAAAGUCAAAUAUUCAGGAACCUCUGAAACAGUUUGGUGGCUCAACCCCCAAUUUGGCAUCUGCUGUGAUAAAGAAGCUUGCAGUUGCAGAUCCUGCUGAGAGCAUGUUCUUCUCAGAGCACCGGAAGAACUUCCUUGUGCCCUCCAGAAGAACCUCUAGUCAGUAUGUAGCUUCCGCUAUUGCCAAGUACGCCGGGAAUACCUCAACCAAGGGUGGAGUUCAGGAGCUCCCGGAAUCAACUGGUUCACAAAAACAAGUUACUAACCAAGGUGUCAGUCUUGCAGUAUCUGCAACCUCAGUGCCUAAAACAACAUCCACUGUGCAGCAGCAACUUACCAACCAGGCCAUCAAGCCAGCUAUAUCAAACCAUAAGAACUUACCUGCACCUACAAACGUCUCUUAUAACGCUGGUCCUAAACGGUCUCAAAGCUAUAUAAGUUAUAUCGCAGAGAAGGUGGAAGUCUUGGAAGAACCACAAUUCACCGGUACUACCACCAAAACUCUGAACUCCAGUCUUAGAAAUAAUAACACACAAGUGUUCAUGUAUCCCAAACCUACCCAACAUCCUCCUAAAAACAGCACAACAGCAAACAAGGUCCCUAAAAAUGCAUCACCUCCACAGAGCCCAACAAACACCCAUCUAUCUGUCCCCAAGAAGCCGGAGGUUUCCAUUCAGGUUGCCCCAUCCGAACCCAACCAGAUCGGCUUGUUUGGGCCAGUUAAGAAGUUUAAACCUGUGAUCCCGAAGACGGUGGAGAAGGAGACCUCUCUUCAUAGUUCCCUCAUGAAGGCCAUUCAGUCUGGAGGAGGAACCGAGCGCCUCAGAAAGGUAUCCGACUCUUCCAGAAGCAGCACCCUGACAAAGCCGACUUAUGUGGAGGCAGAGAAUGAAAGAUCUGCGCUCCUGUCAGCCAUCCGAGCACAUCAUUCCACUCGACUGAAGAAGACCAGAUCAGGAGCAGCAGCUGAGCUGGACAAGUGCAGAAAGGCCGAGGAGGACAGAGCUGUGGAGAAAGAUAUGACUUUCAUACCCCCUCCUGAUCCCCCUGCAUUUGCCCCCCCACCACCACCUCCGCCAGCCUUUGUCCCACCACCUCCAACUCCUGCUCGGGUGCUGCCUGCAGGGGGAAACCCAGAGCUGGUCAGAGAAGCUCUGCUGGAAGCCAUACGCACUGGAUCUGGAGCUAAACAGCUUCGGAAAGUUCCUGUGAGCAGGAAAACAGUGAAAGUGAAUGGCCGGCUGGGCAUCAUCCAGGCACCAAGUCCACAUCCUCAAGAACAAUAGAAGUCCACAUUUUUCGUUUGUUUGUUUGUUUGUUUUUUCCAGAUCAGAAUGUGUGUUUUGGGGAAUCAGUAGCCAAAUUCCACACCUCACGUUUCGUGCUCGCUCGUUUCCAUGCUUAUCCAGCACUUCUAGUUUAUUUGAACAGUUACCUGCUGCUUCACGUCCGUGCCAAUUCUUUUCCAUUCAGCCAGUUUGAACUAGUCGAGCUGAAAUGUUUUGUUGUUAGUAUCUUAGCAGGAACAGAAUCAUUUUCUCUUCAGCGGGAGUGCGCAGGCUUUAUCAGUAUUUGCUAAUGUAACAGACAGGGUUAUUUUAUUUGGAUAAGCUUAGUAACAGGGCAGAGAUAAAAUCGAACUGUCAGUCAUAAGAAGUUCUAAUUCUAGCGUGUGUACACAUAUUUAGCGUUUUGCACCACUAUAGCUCAUGAUCAGAAGUAAGCUGCUACGGAGGCUUUUUCUUCCUUUUAAUUUGACACUAUUUAGAGACAAUUCAACGGUUCCUGAUGCAUCGUCGUCCCCGUUCAGCUAUUUCAACCUGAUCUUAUUUCAUUUUCCUGAGCGCUUUACUGUAGGAACCAUGUUAACAGAUGAUUCUGAUUUAUUAAUCUAUUAACAAUUUCCCAUCAUGCUGCUAAACCCUUUACUAACAUGUUCUAUUUAUGCCAUUCUGAUCAAAAGGUGAAAUCAAGAGUAAAUAAUAAUAAAAAUAUAUAUUAUUUAUACGUAUAAUAUAUUAAGUGGACUGUAUGACGGACAUGCAAGGGUCCAGACAGUCAUCGCUUUACAGUUAAAAUAUUAGAAAUGUUAAACAAGUGUAUAUUUUGUAGCAUUAUAUUUUCUCUGAUUUAUUUUCAGAUUGAACUGUUGAUUAGAAUUUUGGUGGAAAGACAUUUUUACUCUUUUGCUUUUUGUAUAUAAAGUGAACAAUAUUUUCCACGCAUUGCACAGUAAUUUAGAUACAAAAAUUUCAUAAAUAAAUAAUUUUGUAAUCA